AUGUCGGUUCCCUGCUCAUUCCGCAACCACCCCGUGGCCGCAUGGCCGGCGUUUCAAUCGGCGCGCAGUGUUCCACGUCUCGUCGAAUUCCUAACAGUCGAGUCCCUCACUUCCUUGUUCCAUCGGCGAACAGGCGCCUCUGGAGUAAGAGCGCAGCCGUCGCUCCGGUGGCGCAAGGCGCUCAACGUGUCGACCGUGUUCAACACCGCCAAGUUCGGAGCAGGCACUCAGAACACACGCAGCGGCUUCAUCGGCCUCCCCUACAGUAUGUCCCUGCCCUACAAAACGCCCCCGGCCCUUCCCUCCCCUCUCGCCUCUCUCGACCAUCUCACCCUUCUCACCCCUCUCUCCCCUCUCGCCUCUCUCUCUCCUCUCGCCCCUCUCCUCACAGGCAAGGCCAUUCCGGGCUCCAAAGGGGACAAAGGAGCACACGGAUGGCUCGAUAUCAACAUCUACAAAUGGAACCGCGAGUACAACAUUCGCUUCUUCACUUCCACCUUGGGACUGUCGCGCAACGAGGUGCCUCUCUCAGUCAGCAUCCACCGCGGAAACCCUAAACGCGACGGCACGGGCGACACCAACAUGGUUCUCUCCUUCGACUCGCUACAAGCAGCCUUGGAUGCAAGUACAGGUUACACCUCUACAGCACAAUCGACCCUUACGUUUCCGUGGUUGGCUGUUGACCCGACGCCCAUGCAGCGGUUACGCGGUUACAAGGGAUACGGGUUUAUGCAAGAGGGUACAGUGCGGAAGGUGCAGGGUGUACAAAUAGGCUCAACGGGCAAGUCGCUGCACAGGUUACUGGAUGAGCUUAUAAAGAGGCCGGGGAGGUUCUAUGUGGUGGUGAAAACGCCCUCGUUUCCUGAUGGGGCUGUGCUUGGUCACAUGCAAGGCUCGCUGGUUACAAAGUUACUGCACUGA
This is a messenger RNA of Closterium sp. Yama58-4, 921 nucleotides long. NCBI's taxonomy places the organism in Eukaryota, Viridiplantae, Streptophyta, Zygnematophyceae, Desmidiales, Closteriaceae. The record is from the annotation of a GenBank genome assembly.